This is a messenger RNA of Armigeres subalbatus, 4479 nucleotides long. RefSeq names its product glucose transporter type 1 (gene Glut1). Gene Ontology annotation, molecular function: hexose transmembrane transporter activity. Gene Ontology annotation, biological process: monosaccharide transmembrane transport. The record is from RefSeq and is a predicted model, not a curated record. Lineage: Eukaryota; Metazoa; Arthropoda; Insecta; Diptera; Culicidae. The transcript has 19 exons. The coding region runs from base 1466 to 4345 and encodes 959 amino acids. Gene Ontology annotation, cellular component: membrane.
ACUCAGUCGCAGUUUCGCUUCAACAGUGACGCCGGACGAUCAGCGAAUGCGAACGCGAGUAGAAAGCAUACGAACGUGUUGAUUUCGCGACUUCUUGGUUUCGUUUGCAACGUGGUCUCGUCGGAAUAUUGCUGUUUUACGAUCCCCGGGUUGUUUUGAAUGUGAUAAUUUGGUAGGCCAUAGCCAGAAGCGAUAAUAAGCCAUCACAAGUGUGAUGAAAACUUCGUAAAUGUGAUUAAGAUAAGAGCUGAUCGGAAACGAUCUGCAUUCCAAGUGAACGAUUCGCUGGAUGCUAUUUUGAUGCAUAGGUGAUGCUGUUUGUAGCACACCUGGACGGUUGCACGAUAUCUGUAUUUGUGUUGUGUUGAUCGUUUGGUGAUCGGGCACUCUUUCAAAAUUUGUUAUUAUUUACGUGGAGAAGAGCUACGAAUUGAAAGAGAAAACCGGUCAGUCACGUGUGUAUUAAGUCGCGAGUGUAUGUUUUCAAAUGUGAUUUGUUUCGAUCUGGAAUAUACACAAACGUGGUAGAGUGAAAACUGUAAACAGCGAGUGCAAGUGCGUGGAGAACUCAGCGGUCCGUUCUGUUCGAUCAACCACAUCUGCAAGUGUCCAAACCGCAUCGUAAUUCCGGUCAAAUUCCUCAGCCGUUGAUGUUGCAUUCAAAGUCAGCCCAGUCAAAGAAAAGUGCAACAGCCGGAAAUUGCUGGAGAGCAGCACAUCAUUCACCGGACGGAGCAGAGGAAGCACCACCACCUCCCAGGGAGAAUGACGAAAACUGUUUGAAAGGCAUUUUUUCGCCCUUCUCCGGGUCCGCCCGUCUCCCGUUUUAAGUGCAGAGUUGUCAGUCGACUACCGCUCGGAAGAGGAGGACCUGCACAGGCAGCUCUAUCACAAAUAUAUACUUUACGGUCAAGCACGUCGUCGUCGUCGCCAUCCAUAGCUCCGAAACACGGACGGAAGUGUUGAGCUGAAAGUGUUGUGUUUGGAUCGAACGAAUACUCGGAAGUGGGAUAGGCGGGGAUAGUGAGUCGUGCGGGGUUUCUUCGGGCGAUUUCUUGAAGUGAAGGGCAUGGAAAAGCAGUCAUACCGAGGGAAAUUGUGAAUAAACAGAGUGGUGCGCCUUUGGUGAAGAAUAAACGCUCGAAGCUGUUUGCCGGUGGAAAAAUUUGAACUUGAAUGAGGUGCGAUUGAUCAGAAGAGUAUUUCAAAGUUAAUCGGAAUCGUUUUUUCGUGGUGAAAGUGACUCAGUAAAGUGUUGUUGUGUUCAAAUUGAACCCAGAUAACUAAGUCUGGCUCUGUAGGUCAUAGGUCAGCUAUCCGAAAUUGUUGUGAGAACCAUCCAUUUCUCAUCGGACACCAGUAAAAUCGAUCAUCCUUCUCAUCAGCAGGAGCAGCGCAAUUAUAAAUAAUACUGGUGGAUGCUCGAAAUGGCUGGAUUGUCUAUUAAGCCGGCCGUCUCCAUGUUAUGGCGGCAAACGGCGACCCUUCGAUGAUCUCUCCUCCGUCUUCCAUCUCGAACGGCCCGGAGCCACAGUUACCGCCGUUGCCACCGCCGUUACGUUCGACGCAAGUGCUGCAACCGCUUUCAGUGUUUCCAGUUACAACCUUGAGUCAGGAAGCUACGUAUGAGUAUGUCUUUGGAGGGCCCCUGGACUCGCACGCCCUGUCAUCAACGCUUAAGCUGACCUCGCCUCCAAUACGACUGCGCCCGGACGUUGUUUUCGAUUUUCCGCUUCCAGUCUACCGUUCCCAAUCGAUCGACUCGCAGCGCAGCAGUGGCGUAGACGAUGGGCGAUCGUCAUCCGCUCAGCACUCACAGCAUCACCGUUCAUCCCGUGCGAGUUCACUUAAGCGAUCAGGAUACGUAGGAAACGACGGAACCGCUUCCAUUGGCUCGCGCAAGAGCAAUCGUAGCGAUGGGGAGGAUGAGGACUCACUGCGUCAAUUGCUUAUCGAAUUGCAGAAGCAGGUCAGCGUGAUGAGCAUGAAUCUGUCGGCGAAGUUAGACGAUCUGCAGCGGGGUGACCGGCACUUCGAGACCACGGUCGCCCUCUGCGAGAUCCGAACGCAACUGCAGGAGCUCACCAAAUCGGUGGAGAGCUGCCAGACCGAGGUCUCGGAGGUGAAACGUGAUAUGGUACAAAUUAAGCAUGAGCUGGAUACCGUGCAACAGGUCAAGGAAGAGAUCGAAGAGCUGCGGGAGUACGUGGACCGGCUGGAGGAGCACACGCACCGGCGAAAAUUACGGCUACUGGAGCAAGGUCUCACGUUCUUCCUCACGUAUGCCAUCUUUGCGGCCGUCCUCGGGAUGCUUCAGUUCGGUUACAAUACCGGCGUCAUCAAUGCACCCGAGGUGAACAUCGAGAACUUCAUGAAGGAUGUUUACAAGGACCGGUACGGGGAGGACAUCAGCGAGGAGUUCAUCCAGCAGCUCUACUCGGUGGCGGUUUCGAUCUUUGCCAUCGGUGGUAUGCUCGGGGGCUUCAGCGGCGGAUGGAUGGCCAACCGGUUCGGGAGGAAGGGCGGCCUGCUGCUUAACAACGUGCUCGGUAUCACGGGUGCAUGCCUGAUGGGAUUCACGAAAAUGAGUCAUUCCUAUGAAAUACUAUUCCUCGGACGAUUUAUAAUUGGUGUCAAUUGUGGCUUAAACACAUCAUUAGUACCAAUGUAUAUAUCUGAAAUUGCUCCAUUAAAUUUAAGAGGUGGUUUAGGUACCGUUAACCAAUUGGCUGUGACCGUAGGAUUAUUAUUAUCACAAGUACUGGGUAUAGAACAAAUUUUAGGAACAAAUGAUGGCUGGCCCGUGCUGUUAGGGCUCGCCAUCUGUCCAGCUUUAUUACAAUUAAUACUCUUACCUAUUUGUCCCGAGUCACCUAGAUAUUUACUAAUUACGAAACAGUGGGAGGAAGAAGCGCGGAAAGCCCUUCGACGGUUAAGGGCAUCCAAUCAGGUAGAGGAAGACAUCGAAGAGAUGCGUGCCGAGGAGCGAGCGCAGCAAUCGGAGAGCAGCAUAUCUACGAUCGAACUGAUAUGCUCGCCGACGCUGCGAGCGCCACUCAUCAUCGGAAUUGUGAUGCAGCUGAGUCAGCAGUUUAGUGGAAUAAACGCCGUAUUCUACUACUCGACGUCGCUCUUCAUGAGCUCAGGUCUAACGGAAGAGAGUGCUAAAUUUGCCACAAUAGGAAUCGGUGCAAUAAUGGUUGUGAUGACACUCGUAUCAAUACCACUAAUGGAUAGAACCGGUCGACGAACACUGCAUUUAUACGGAUUAGGUGGAAUGUUUAUAUUUUCAAUAUUCAUAACGAUAUCAUUUUUAAUAAAGGAGUUUUUUGGUUACGUGCAGGAAAUGAUCGACUGGAUGUCCUACCUGUCGGUGGUGUCUACGCUGGCGUUCGUGGUGUUCUUCGCCGUCGGGCCGGGCUCGAUUCCGUGGAUGAUUACUGCCGAGCUGUUCAGCCAGGGGCCGCGGCCGAGCGCGAUGGCGAUCGCGGUACUGGUCAACUGGAUGGCGAACUUCGUUGUUGGAAUUGGUUUCCCAAGUUUAAAGACUGCCUUGGAAAAUUAUACAUUCCUACCGUUUAGUGUAUUUUUAGCAAUAUUUUGGAUAUUUACAUACAAAAAGGUUCCUGAGACCAAAAACAAAACGUUCGAAGAAAUUUUAGCUCUAUUUAGGCACGGGAAUGGAAGGAGUAUGCUAAACUGCGUAAAUAACCUGGAGCCGCAGAGUAUGAACUCGGGCAUCGAACGUGCCGCGCUGAUGAUCUCCGAGGAGAAGACCCAACACGACUCACUGUUCGGUACGACGGCCACGCUGGACGGUGAGAUGGGUCCUUAUCCGGUAGGGGACGGCAACCUGCUGGGGCCCACAUCCCGGGUGUUCGGCACGACGGGCACGCUGGAUGGAGAGAUGGGCCCCUACCCGGUCGGCGACAGCACCAACCUGCUGGGGACGCAAUACUUCAGCUCCGGCGGUUAUGGCAACGAAGCCCUGACAAUCGGUUCCGGACGGCUCAACUACGGAACGACGGGACCCACUGUGGUUAGUACAACUUGCUCACCGAUGCCAAAUCGACGGACGCCCGGUGUAGGCCGGAGGGCCCCUGUGGGUGGUGCUGGUGGUGGAGACGGUAGAGCCGGCCACGAAGGAGGAAGCGGAUGUUCCACCGCCAGUGGGAUGGCCACCCGGGACAGCUUUCGCCGGCAUUCCGCUCACGGACGGAUAGUGAGUUCAGCUGCAUCCGAGCGUUGUUCCGAAAACGCAAGAAAUACUCAAAUGCGAACUGCUACCUGUGCGCCUCAUCACCAUCAUCAGCAAGUACCUGUCUGCCAGAACACAGGGCCUUGACUGAAGAGCACCGCCUUGACCCCUAACUCGUUUGCCAACUCGCAGUACGUCAGCAUCGAGCAUGACGACGACGACGAGGAGGAAGCACCCAUCCGCGACGGUAGAUCAUCAUCGAUCUCAUCGAGGCACCAACA